GGCAAAAUUGCAAAUCACCAAAGAACUUUUCCCCAUUGCAUAGAGAGCUCAUACAAAACACUGAACCAGACAGGCUCAACACAGAAAGCCAAGGUUUUUCAAACUCCCCAAAGUCCAAGGUUGCAUGGAUUUCUCUGCUCAUGGUUUAGAGGGAGAGACAUUGCAGCUUUGGAUGCACAUGUUGUGAUUGGUAUUUAAAUUUUGUUAGUUUCUGCGCGAAAGUCAGGUCUUGAGAUAAGAGUAGAGUAGAAUAGAUUGCUUGUUCAUUAAGUGAUGGGGUCUAUAUGGAAUCUUUUGUAUUUGCUGGAGCCUGCACCUGUUUCUCUGAUUUUAACGGCAGUAGGUGUUACUUUUGGGUCUGCAUUUCGUGCUCUAAAUUAUGGAAAAGAAAUGGAGCGGAAUCGUGACUUUUCAGAAGCAUCGAUUACGUUAGAUAGGUCACAAGCACUCAUGAUCCCUGUAAUGAGCUCCCUAAGCUUGCUUUUGAUGUUCUACCUCUUCACUUCUGUUUCACAACUCCUGACUGUAUUCACAGCCAUUGCAUCCGUCUCCUCCCUGUUUUUCUGCCUAUCUCCUUCAGUAGCCUAUUUGAAGUCACAGCUUGGUUUGCCCGACCCCUAUGUGUCGAGGUGUUGUUCGAAGUCGUUUACACGCACCCAAGGAUCGUUACUGGUUUUAUGCAUUGGUACAGUUGCUGCUUGGCUUGUUACUGGACAUUGGAUACUGAACAACUUGUUGGGCAUUUCUAUAUGUAUUGCCUUUGUGAGUCAUGUCCGUCUUCCAAAUAUCAAGGUUUGUGCAAUGCUUCUUGUCUGUCUAUUCGUAUACGACAUAUUCUGGGUCUUCUUCUCUGAGAGAUUUUUUGGGGCGAAUGUCAUGGUAUCGGUAGCAACACAACAAGCCUCAAACCCCGUUCACACGGUGGCAAAUAGUUUGAGUCUUCCUGGGCUGCAAAUGGUGACAAAGAAGUUGGAGUUGCCCGUGAAGAUUGUCUUCCCCAGGAACUUAUUUGGUGGAGUGACUCCCGGAGGAAGUACCAGAGACUUCAUGAUGCUCGGUCUGGGUGACAUGGCAAUUCCUGCCAUGCUUCUGGCAUUAGUCCUAUGUUUUGAUUAUCGAAAAAGCAGGGACACAGUAAAUUUGCUAGAUAUGCAUUCCUCAAAGGGGCACAAAUAUAUUUGGUAUGCCCUUCCUGGAUAUGCCUUUGGACUGGUCACAGCUUUAGCAGCUGGAGUUUUGACCCAGUCACCCCAACCUGCUCUUCUCUAUUUGGUGCCCUCAACGCUAGGACCAAUUGUCAUCAUUUCUUGGAUUAGGAAGGAACUAGCAGAAUUAUGGGAUGGCCCUUUGCCAAGCUUCAACGAUAAAGUUCACCAGAUAGAAGUAUGAGCCAAUUUGGUCUUACAACCUCAGUUGCUUUGCAGAGGAAAUUGAAAAUUGUACAUUGACUUGGGGAAGAGUUCAUCCUCCUUGAAAAACCUGAGUAGAAAUUAGCAAUCAAUGUUUAUUUACUCGUAUCUGAACUUGCUUCAAAUAUUUCCCUUAAAAGUUCGGCCCCUGAGAACUGUCAUACCCUUACAGAUACCUCUUUGAAAUAAGAAACCAUACUUUCUUUUCUUGCUAAAA
Rosa chinensis is the source of this 1626-nucleotide messenger RNA. RefSeq names its product signal peptide peptidase-like 1. The record is from RefSeq and is a predicted model, not a curated record. The transcript has 4 exons. Gene Ontology annotation, biological process: membrane protein proteolysis. Bases 274 to 1389 code for a protein of 371 amino acids. Gene Ontology annotation, cellular component: lumenal side of endoplasmic reticulum membrane; cytoplasmic side of endoplasmic reticulum membrane; Golgi-associated vesicle membrane. Gene Ontology annotation, molecular function: aspartic endopeptidase activity, intramembrane cleaving. Lineage: Eukaryota; Viridiplantae; Streptophyta; Magnoliopsida; Rosales; Rosaceae.